Hyaloscypha bicolor E is the source of this 2955-nucleotide messenger RNA. Its product is annotated as DUF221-domain-containing protein. NCBI's taxonomy places the organism in Eukaryota, Fungi, Ascomycota, Leotiomycetes, Helotiales, Hyaloscyphaceae. Gene Ontology annotation, cellular component: plasma membrane. Gene Ontology annotation, molecular function: calcium-activated cation channel activity. The transcript has 3 exons. Bases 1 to 2955 code for a protein of 984 amino acids. The record is from RefSeq and is a predicted model, not a curated record.
AUGGAUCUCUUCAUCUCGACAGUCGAUUUUGUGAAGAGGCAGGAGCAGGGCAAGUCCGGUGCGGGCAAACUGCUUGAUCUUCUCGCAGACCCCUAUCGAUCGCAGCUCUCCCAGUCUUCCAUCUUCGCAAGUUUGGGCACGUCGAUCGGCUUCACCUUACUCCUUGCCCUCGGAUUCUCCCUUCUGAGACCCUACAACUCCGUCGUGUAUUCACCGAAAUUAAAGAUUGCAGACGAGAAACAUGCCCCUCCACCGAUGGGAAAGGGAAUGCUGGCGUGGGUGGGGCCGGUUCUGAAAACGAAGGAGCAAGACUUGGUGGAUCUGAUUGGACUCGACGCUACGGUCUUUCUGAGAGUUUUGAGGAUGUGCCGGAAUAUGUUCCUGGCGAUAACUGUACUGGGAUGUGGAAUCUUAAUACCGGUCAACUUGUCCAAGGGUCAGAAGUUCUCACAAUCGAAUGCAGUGAGCAUGGUCACGCCUGUCAAUACAUUCGGAUCUGCCAAUUGGGGGAUGGCGAUAUGCGCAUGGCUGUUUAACAUCAUCUUGGCUGCAUAUUUAUGGUGGAACUACAGAGCAGUACUCAGACUUCGAAGACAGUAUUACGACAGUCCAGAGUACAAAGCUAGUCUGCAUGCCCGAACAUUGAUGAUAAACGAUAUUCCCAAGGACUCUCGAUCUGACGAGGGUAUCGGAAGACUGAUUGAUGAAGUUGUGCCAACAUCGUCCUUCUCGAGGACAGCCAUAGCUCGAAACGUCAAAGAGUUGCCAGAGCUCAUCGAACAACACAAUCAGACUGUUCGCGAUCUCGAGAAAUUCCUGGCGAAAUAUCUGAAGGACCCCAAUAAUCUCCCACCGCGCCGGCCAGUAUGCAAGCCUUCGAAAGACGAUCCAAAUUGGGGUUCCUACCCAAAGGGCCAGAAGUUGGAUGCCAUUGAAUACCUUACACAACGCAUAAAGGAGUUAGAGACAGAGAUCAAAGAGGUCCGCACAACGGUCGAUAUGCGAAACCCCUUGCCGUAUGGAUUUGCGAGCUAUGAGCAAAUCGAGGAGGCUCAUAGCAUCGCAUUUGCCGCGAAGAAGAAACAUCCCCAAGGCACCAGCAUCGUGCUAGCUCCGAGGCCAAACGACAUCAUCUGGAAGAACAUGCCUCUCAGCAAGGCACAGAGGCGGACAAGGCGAAUUGUGAAUAACCUCUGGGUUACGCUCUUGACUCUCGUAUGGAUUGCGCCAAAUGCUAUGAUCUCCAUCUUCUUGGUCAAUUUGGCGAAUCUUGGUCUUGUUUGGCAUGGUUUCAAUGAUUCACUUGCUGCUCACACAAGCUGGUGGUCAAUCGUUCAAGGUGUUCUCUCUCCGGCUCUCACUUCAUUGGUGUACCUGAUUCUGCCAAUUAUUUUUCGACGUUUGGCGAUCAGGGCUGGAGAUACAACGAAGACUGCCCGCGAGCGUCAUGUGGCGGGCAAACUCUACACCUUCUUUGUCUUCAACUUUUUGAUUGUGUUCUCGGUAUUCAGUACCAUCUGGACAUUUGUCACCAGUGUCAUUAAACAGACAGCAAACGGAACGGAAGCUUGGGCUGCCAUUAAAUCUGCGGAUUUUGCCGAGUCCCUAUUCAUAUCGCUUUGCGAUAUCUCAACCUUCUGGAUCACUUGGUUACUUCAAAGAAACCUGGGAGCUGCGAUCGAUUUGGCUCAAUUAUGGACUUUGGUGUACAGUUUCUGUGCUCGAAAAUGGUCCCAUCCAACUCCUCGGGAAAUGAUUGAGCUCACGGCACCGCCUGCUUUCGAUUACGCCAGUUACUAUAAUUACUUUCUGUUCUACACGACUGUUGCCCUGUGCUAUGCAACUCUUCAGCCUUUGGUCCUUCCAGCCUGCGCGUUGUAUUUCGCGCUCGACGUUUAUCUGAAGAAAUACUUAAUCCUCUACAUCUUCAUCACGAAGACCGAGUCUGGCGGCAUGUUCUGGCGCAUGUUUUACAACAGAAUGAUCUUUGCGGCUAUCUUGUCAAACCUAGUAGUGUUUCUUGCCGUUUGGGUGCAUGGAGACGGUGGUCACAUGGAAGCCUAUGCGGUAAUCCCGCUGCCAUUUUUGAUGCUCGCCUUCAAAUGGUACUGCAAGACUACCUUCGACGACAAGAUUCACUAUUAUAUGACCAGGGCUGGUAUGAAAGACCAUGAGGCAAGCCGCACCAAGAUUUUCGAUGGAAAGCGGGACAGGCUCGCAUCUCGAUUUGGUCACCCUGCGCUUUACCGACCAUUGAUCACUCCCAUGGUGCAUGCCAGCGCACAAAACAUUUUAGCAUCUGUUUACGGUGGCCGUCUGACAGAUAGCAACAUUCCAGGUUCUGGUGAGUCCGGAUCUGUUUCUGGAUAUUCAGAUACAUUUGCAUUGAAUCUCAUGCAAGAAGGUCGUCCAGGCCAACCAAAAACAGCACUGGGUGUCCCUGGAUUCGAGAUCGUGCCUGAGAAUCGUCUUGAUUUCGAGUAUUACAAAGGCCGACAAGAGUUUGGAGAUGAACAUGGUGGGAGCGGAGGUAUUUAUGGUAGAGCAGAAGAUAUUAUCAGAACUGAUACGCCUGGGAGCUCUUCUGUUUGGGGUUCUGAUUCAAGACCUGGAACACCUGUCAUGCACCACCCCACCCCCAAGCGGGAUUAUACAGGUGCUUCGACAGUGUCAUACGAUGCGCAAGGCGAUAUUGGAGUGGGCGGACACCACAAUCCGAUUUAUGGCCACAGAAAUGAUAGCCAGAUAGGACUGGUUCAUGACGCAGCAGAUAUGCCUCUCGCCUCUCCUCCUAUAAUGGUAAACCGAACGAGAGAGCAAAGUCUAGAGAGAAGAGCCCCUGGCUUCUUGGGCGGCGGCCCACAAGGAUACGGUGGUUUGCCUCAGCAUGAAGAGGACGCGGAUCCGAUGUCUUAUGACUACUUCAGGACAAGGCGACAGCAUAGGGAUUCGUAG